CAGUGGGACCGAGAAAGCAGAGUAAUAGACCAAACGCACCGCAACAAAGAAGAAACCAUGCUCGAUGGCGAAGAAGAUCAUUCACGACACCACUAGGAAGAUGUCUCAGCUGUGCCAGAAAAUCGUUCAGGUCGACGUCCGGUGGGGAUUCCUCAAAAGGGUAUCUUUCGUUGGCCACUUUUUCCGUUUCAUUUGGAACAGACUUGUUGUUUGCUCUGUCGCCGGAAGCCCAUCUCACUACCGGAAACUACCCCUCCGGGACCCCUCUUCUUCGCCGCCGGCCACCGUUGACGACGUCUUCUCCUCCGCUGCAACCACUACUGGCGGCUAUGACUCCGAUUCCGAUUUGGUGAACCUCAAGAUCAGCUUGUUGGGUGAUUGCCAUAUUGGAAAAACUACUUUUGUGAUCAAGUAUGUGGGGAAUGAGCAAGAAAAGGGAAGCUUACAGAUGGAAGGAUUGAAUCUAAUGGACAAAACUUUGUCUGUUCAAGGAGCUCGUAUUUCGUUUAGAAUAUGGGAUGUUGCAGGAGAUAAAAGGUCCCUGGAUCAAAUUCCCAUGGCUUGUAAAGAUGCGGUUGCGAUUUUGAUUAUGUUCGAUCUCACCAGUCGUUGUACACUAAAUAGUGUUGUUGGAUGGUAUAGUGAAGCAAGAAAGUGGAAUCAGAUGACAUUUAAUUUGUUCAAUUUGCAGACUGCAAUUCCAAUUCUAAUAGGAACCAAGUUUGACGAUUUUGUUAGACUUCCCCCAGAUGUGCAAUGGACAAUUGCAACACAGGCAAGGGCAUAUGCAAGGGCGAUGAAGGCAACCCUUUUCUUUUCAAGUGCAACCCACAACAUAAAUGUCAACAAAAUUUUCAAGUUUAUCAUGGCCAAGCUCUUUAACUUACCAUGGACAGUGGAACGAAAUUUGAGAGUUGGAGAACCCAUAAUUGACUUCUAAAUUGUUCUUUACACACCGAUUCGUAUGUAUAUAGCAGGACAAAGGAGAAUGAGAAAGAAAGAAAGAAAACAAGUCAAGUUUUUCAUAUUGGCUGGGACCUAUCAACAUUCACCACCUAGAUACCUAAUUUCCAUGUCUCAAUAGGCCAUUUUGACUAUACGUCUUUAGAGAGUGAGAACACUCGGUUUUUCUGUCGCUGGUAGGCUUACCCCUGUUGUGGCUGAGGUCAAAGCCCACAGGUCUUGAUAAUUUAAUUUCUACGUGCCCUGAUAAAGAAGAAGAAAUUCCAUUUCCAUAUAACUUUUGUAUGAUAGAUUUUUUUAUUCGUUAGAAAUAUACUUUUUAACACAUUUUCUUUUAUAAUUGUUCAAUAUUAAUUUCUAAGAAAUUAUAGUAUUA
Glycine soja is the source of this 1339-nucleotide messenger RNA. RefSeq names its product septum-promoting GTP-binding protein 1-like. Bases 65 to 940 code for a protein of 291 amino acids. Gene Ontology annotation, molecular function: GTPase activity; GTP binding. The transcript is spliced from 6 exons. The record is from RefSeq and is a predicted model, not a curated record. NCBI's taxonomy places the organism in Eukaryota, Viridiplantae, Streptophyta, Magnoliopsida, Fabales, Fabaceae.